AUGCCAGACUCACAGACUUCCCAUGGCUUGGACCUUCCUCUGUUGCCUCAUGAGCUCUUCUGUAUGGUCCUAGACUACCUCGAUCCUAGUGAAAUAGUUCGUUGCAGACGAGUCUCGCGGUUAUGGAAUGAGGCUUUCGGAGAUCCGGCAAUCUUGAUACCACUGCUGAAGAAGCUGUUUCCACUGGCAGAGGAAGUCAGAGAACUCUAUGGCCGUCAUGGCCUGUUGGAGGACUCAAAAAAUAGCGAAAAUUGGCGCUUACUUUUCGAUCGGAUCGCCUCGAGGUAUGACCACCUCACUCGUGGGAAGCCCAGAUCAAUUCGGAGGCUUAGGCUGUGUGAGGAAUUCGGUAUAUCCGGCGAAAGAGAAUGGUUUCAGGUACAACCUUGGGACAUCCAUGCCAGUCAUCUAAUGCAGCGGGUAGAUCUGCCUUUCUCGGAGUCUUUUUGGUCGUAUGAUGAGGGUCUGUUGGUCUACCCAAGCGCCGACCAUGCCUGCUUAGUCCUUAUGGACCUUGAUAGCGGCAGGGAGUUUAUGGUGCCAUUCAUUAUCACGGGAAAGGUAAUCCGAAGAGUCAGACUACAGAGGCAGGUCCUGGUUGUUGAAUGGGCGGAGCCGAAAGCCUUCCAUUGGUUGAAUGACAGCGACGGUGUCCAUCGUCAUUUUGCUUCUUCUUUCGACGUGCGCAAGGAGUCCAGCCGCUGGAGUAUAACCUUUCGCAAUGAGUGGAAGAUCAUGUUUCUCGGGCAUCCACUCAGCGAAAGAGACCGCUUCUACUCGACACAUAGUCAGACCCAUUAUGCCAUCUACAUCUGGCAGCCCAAUCGCAGUCUGUACACUGCGGAUGAGGAUGCUCCGAUAGAAUCAUUGUCGAUAUGGGAUAUAUCUAAACCGUCCUCAUAUAGACCCUCACUAGACCCAACUGGCCGCUUGCGGGUAGAUGGUGAAGAGUCAGGCCCCUCUAUUGUGUCACGAUUUGGUUUCAGAGAGCUAGGAUUCUACUCCGUCAGACAACGAGGUCUCCCAGGCAUACAGUGGCUGAAUAUUACGGAAGACAAUCAAUCAAUAGAGAUUUUUGAGAACUUAUGCACAGGCCCCGUGGAUCGGUUUGUUGGACCCGCUGAAUGGACGUCGCAAGUCCAGGUGACGAGCAUCCCGGUCAAUGGUUACGGACCCUGCUAUAGGCAAAACCUCGACCUUAUACUCCCACCGUAUCGAGGGAACAGCAGCUUGCAGGCAAGUCCCCUCACUCUCAAGGUCUGUGAAGAGCCAUGGUAUACUACCAUCUCAGAGUCAUGGGAUGGAAAAGCCCAAGUAGGCUUUUGUCUUCAUCUAUCCCAGGCCACAUGGCCAUUUGACUUGAAAGCUUCAUUGAGUAUUCGGACCCCAUCGUCAGCGGUUACUCUGAAGCACGCCGAUGUGUUUGAGCUUACGGGCAAGGGAAAGAUAUGCGGAACCGAACGUUACCUCCUGGGCGAGAACGGAAACCGCGAACUGCUCAUUUACCGGUUCGAUAAGUAA
Aspergillus nidulans FGSC A4 is the source of this 1521-nucleotide messenger RNA. RefSeq names its product F-box protein. NCBI's taxonomy places the organism in Eukaryota, Fungi, Ascomycota, Eurotiomycetes, Eurotiales, Aspergillaceae. The record is from RefSeq and is a predicted model, not a curated record. The transcript has a single exon. Bases 1 to 1521 code for a protein of 506 amino acids.